AUGAGCAAUGUGAGCGACGUUAAUCCCCCUACCGUUGAUACCAGCUGUGAUGCUCUCAAACGAGUUGAAGACAGCUACUACCAGAUCUCCCCAAAGAAGCUUAAGGCUGCGACCAAAGAUUUUGGUCGUUACUUCGUCGAAAUGAUCAAUCACUAUCUCCAACAACCAAUCCGCUACUGCAACAGUUUCGCCGAUUUCCAUUUGGACAUUGACCCAAAGUACCGUGAUUCUUUCGAUUUCCAUCGACUAUACUACGCCUCCCACACCGUCUACGAUCAUGAACGGAAGAAAGAGAUCAAAACGCUCGUCGCCAGAUGGAAACAACUCCGACAACAAGUGCAAUUGUACCAAACGAAUCGGGCUCCCAAAACCGACGCUGGUAAGAAGUAUCACGCGGUUUGCUUACAACUUGUACGUAAGCGUACUAACCUUGAAGUAUUAACUAAACAAAGCUCUCCCGAUGCUAACGCUCAACUCUAUUUGACGAAGGCGAUUGCGACGCUUGAACUGACUCUUGCUGAGCUCAAACGCCAAUCGAAGCAAAAAACAGAGCGCCUGGAAUUUCUGGCAAUGGAUAGUCAUUUGGAGGAUUUGGCACACUUAAAAAGGACUCACAGUUUGAUCAAGCAAAAGUUUCAUAUGUUGAAAGUUUCGGUUACAAGUCGCCCCUACUUUUACGAUGAAACCAGUUUCAAUGGCUACUUCCUCUAUCAAAAUCACCGUCUUGAAUCAUUGUACAAGUAUGUCCUCAGGUGGCUAGUCGAGGGUGUAUUCUCCACCGAGGAAACAGAAGCCUUUGCUGAUGAAAUCCCCCCCGACUACUUCAACGACGUUCGCCGCGUCUUUGGCAAUACUCUUCUCCGCGCGGGUCCCUUUAACUAUAAACCAAGUGGAAGCGCAAACGGGGAAGAAGAUCCCAUCAAAAUGGCUCUUUUGGAGCAUGAAGCUUCGUUGUGGAAGGCAAGCGACAUUGUGACCAAGUUUCUGUUUCCAUCGAACGGACCCGUGUAUUCUAACCACGGCUUGGCGAUAUUUCGAUCCAGUACGAAAGAUGAGUUGUCACUUGAAGAACCAAAGCAACACUUCGACAAUCCCGAUCAGGUAACCGUCAAGAACCUUGAUUUUUCUCUCGCUAAAGGGGGUGGCUUCAGGGUGCUCAUUAUGUACUCUUAUGAAGGGAACGCCCCUCGAACCUCUAAUAUAACCCCCUAUGGAGUUACCACGAUGACCAUUCUCCGUCAAACAAAGGGUCAGUGUGGAAAGAAGCAUGACUAA
Diutina rugosa is the source of this 1275-nucleotide messenger RNA. RefSeq lists its product as uncharacterized. The transcript has a single exon. Bases 1 to 1275 code for a protein of 424 amino acids. The record is from RefSeq and is a predicted model, not a curated record. Lineage: Eukaryota; Fungi; Ascomycota; Pichiomycetes; Serinales; Debaryomycetaceae.